AUGGCAUCGCUUCUCUUACUACUUUCUCUUCUAAUUGUUCCCUUCUUGUAUUUCCCUUUCGUUUCUUGUUAUUCCUCAAAUGACAUCAAAUUGUCGUGCAGCCAAACGCCUAACCCUCAGCCAUGUGAGUAUUUCUUGAUCAACAACCUUGCUCACAUGCACAAACAAAUCAAACAAAAAGCUGAUUUCACUAACCUCUCUCUUCAACUGGCCCAAGAGAGAGCUAUGAUGAGCCAUGCAAAUGCACUUUCACUAGGCCCAAAGUGCCGGAACCCACGUGAAAAAGCUGCAUGGGUUGAUUGCCUUCAAAUGUAUGAGCACACCAUUCAUAGGCUCAAUAAAACCUUAGACCCUAACACCAGGUGCUCCCAAACUGAUUCUCAAACAUGGCUCAGUGCUGCUCUCACCAACCUUGAGGCAUGCAAAACCGGGUUUUAUGAACUUGGGGUUCAAGACUAUGUGUUGCCCCUGAUGAUGUCUAACAACGUUACUAUGUUGCUAAGCAAUGUUUUGGCUCUUAACAAGGUUGAAUACCAAGAACCAAAAACAUACAAAGAUGGGUUCCCAACAUGGGUUAAACCAGGUGACCGUAAAUUGUUGCAAACUUCUUCUCCAUCUUCUCAGGCAAAUGCGGUGGUGGCUAAAGAUGGGUCUGGCCAUUUCACAACAAUAAAUGCUGCCAUAAAUGCUGCACCAAAAAGCAAUAGUGGAAGAUAUGUGAUAUACGUGAAGGCUGGGGAAUACAAUGAACAAGUUGAGAUAAAGUCUAACAACAUCAUGUUGAUGGGAGAUGGUAUUGGGAAGACUAUUAUUACUGGUAGUAGUAGUGUUGGAGGAGGCUCCACAACCUUCCGUUCUGCCACUGUUGCUAUUGAUGGGGAUGGGUUUAUUGGUAGAGAUAUCACAUUUAGGAACAGUGCAGGUGCAUCAAAUCACCAAGCCGUAGCACUACGCUCAGGAUCAGAUUUAUCAGUGUUUUACAGAUGUGGUUUCGAAGGAUACCAAGACACACUCUAUGUGUACACUGAGCGACAAUUCUAUAGGGAGUGUGACAUCUAUGGCACAGUUGACUUCAUCUUUGGUAAUGCUGCUGUGGUGUUCCAAAAUUGUAACCUUUUUGCAAGAAACCCUCCAAACAAAAUCAACACUAUAACUGCCCAAGGCAGAACUGAUCCAAACCAAAACACUGGAAUUUCCAUUCACAAUUCAAAGGUUACAGCAGCCUCAGAUUUGCAAACAGCUCAAAGUUCUGUUAAGACCUAUCUUGGAAGACCAUGGCAACAAUAUUCUAGAACAGUUUUCAUUGAAACUUAUCUUGAUAGUUUGAUUGAUCCAAGUGGUUGGUUAGAAUGGAGUGGUAAUUUUGCAUUAAGUACUUUGUAUUAUGGCGAGUACAUGAACACAGGUCCUGGUUCAUCCACUGCAGAUCGGGUUAAUUGGGGUGGUUAUCAUGUUAUCACUAGUGCUUCCGAGGCAUCAAAAUUCACAGUUGCAAAUUUCAUAGGAGGAAGUUCAUGGUUGCCAGCAACUGGAGUUCCAUUCACCCCUGGUUUAUAA
This is a messenger RNA of Abrus precatorius (Indian licorice), 1557 nucleotides long. Its product is annotated as pectinesterase 2-like. Gene Ontology annotation, biological process: cell wall modification. The coding region runs from base 1 to 1557 and encodes 518 amino acids. NCBI's taxonomy places the organism in Eukaryota, Viridiplantae, Streptophyta, Magnoliopsida, Fabales, Fabaceae. The record is from RefSeq and is a predicted model, not a curated record. The transcript has 2 exons. Gene Ontology annotation, molecular function: pectinesterase activity; pectinesterase inhibitor activity.